AUGAAAAUUGCUAGCUCAAAUAAUUCAGCGAAGGGGUUUUAUAUUCCACAUCAACCUGUAUUGAAAGAAGAACGUGAUACGACAAAGCUAAGAGUCGUAUUCGAUGCAAGCGCAAAGACAAGUACCGGACUCAGCCUAAACGACAUUCUUCACACAGGACCUAAACUACAGCAGGAUCUUAUAGAUAUUCUGAUAAAAUGGCGAAAACACAAAAUAGCAAUAACAGCUGACAUCGAUAAAAUGUAUAGGCAGGUGAAAUUGGACACAGAAAACCAGCCAUUACACUCUAUACUCUGGAGAAACACCAAAGAUGAGCCAAUUCAAACCUACGAAUUAACCACCGUAACCUACGGUACAGCACCAGCAGCUUACCUGGCCAUAAGAACAAUGAGACAACUAGCUAUAGAUGAAAAGAAAAACCACCCCCUUGCGGCUGAAAUAGUGCUACGGGAUUUCUACGUGGACGAUCUUCUGAGUGGAGCAGACACUAUUGAAGAAGCACGACAUAUACAAAAGGAAGUAACUGACCUACUCAAAAAUGGAGGAUUCAAUGUAAGAAAGUGCAAAUAUAACGUACUGACCGAAAGCAAAUCCACCGUCACGCUGGAUGACAAAAAUGGACCAACCAAGACGCUCGGUAUAACAUGGACUCCCAGAGAAGAUAAUAUUCAGUAUCUAAUAAAACGAAACUCCGAACAUCGCUCAACAAAAAGCAAGAUCUUAUCAGAAAUCGCCACAAUCUUCGAUCCUCUUGGAUUAUUAUCUCCAGUCAUUAUACAGGCGAAACUGUUAAUGAAAGAAAUAUGGAAAACCAACACAUCAUGGGAUGAAACAACACCAGAGCACAUCAGGAAUACUUGGAAAAACUUCAGAAGCGAGCUUCCAAAAUUAGAAGAAAUCCAAGUUCAACGCUGGAUUCACCUACGGCGUGGUCAACCCUUGGAAAUACAUGGAUUCUCAGAUGCAUCUCUGAAAGCAUAUGGCGCUGUAGUAUACAUAAAAACAACAGACACAAAUGGGAACACCCACGUGGGACUCCUCGCUUCCGAAUCAAAAGUAUCACCACUAAAAAAUACAAAGACAAUCCCGCAGUUAGAACUCUGCGCAGCCCUUCUUCUAGCCAAACUCAUCAAACGCUGCGUUACGGCCCUGAAUCACAACAAUUCAAAAAUAUUCACCUGGUCCGACUCUCAAAUAGUAAUAUCAUGGAUAAACGCUGACGCUGGAAAGUGGAAAAUGUUCGUCGCAAACAGAGUUCGAGAAAUCCCUAACCUGCUAGGUCAAGGUCACUGGUACUACUACCGUUGGAAACAAUAUCACUUGCAUUCAGCGAUAAACUCCAGCACGAACAUCGUAAUAAUCAUUGUCAUUGUUUUACUUAUUGUUUACUUUUUAAAAUAUAGGAAACAACAACAAGCACCGACUGAUGCACGCGCGAGCAAUAGACCAGUUCAUCCUGAGGAGAUCGAGCUGCAGCCAAUAUACAAUGACUCCAGACCAGGCAGCCAGCUCCACGGAUGA
Molecule: messenger RNA, 1521 nt
Organism: Coccinella septempunctata (seven-spotted ladybird)
Lineage: Eukaryota; Metazoa; Arthropoda; Insecta; Coleoptera; Coccinellidae
Exons: 1
Coding region: 1-1521 (506 amino acids)
Source: RefSeq, a predicted model, not a curated record